Haliotis rubra (blacklip abalone) is the source of this 1110-nucleotide messenger RNA. RefSeq names its product calcium-activated chloride channel regulator 4-like. Lineage: Eukaryota; Metazoa; Mollusca; Gastropoda; Lepetellida; Haliotidae. The record is from RefSeq and is a predicted model, not a curated record. The coding region runs from base 52 to 1110 and encodes 352 amino acids. The transcript has 5 exons.
AACAUAAUAAGAUUCCUUUUCCCAUUGACCAAGACGGGGACAUGGAAGUAUAUGUUAAAACGCGACUCUAACGCGAACGAGGGCAUAACGGCUGUGGUAACGUCACGCCCAAGGGUUGGCACCCUGCCCUUGAAGGUGGAUACCUGGAUCAGCUCUAAGACCUAUGACUACUCAGGAGGUCGUAGUGGAGUCGUCGCUUACGCCUACGUUCACCAGGGAUACGCUCCAGUCAUCAGGGCUUUUGUGGAUGUGGAGGUGUCCAGACCAGGAGACAUAUUUAACAUAACUCUCUAUGAUGAUGGCAAACUCCCUGACAACACAAACAAUGACGGCGUUUACAGCAACUAUCUGCUCGGCUUCAAGUCCAACUCCCGUUACUCUAUGGAUGUGAGGGUUGAGUCGGUGGAGGGAGAGACUGUCAUCAUCAAAUCUGGGAAUACCCUGUCUGGCAGAACACUCUCUGUCUUUCAGAACACAACACCACCAGUGAGGAAUGAAACGGUGGAAGCUUUCAGCAGAACAGCUUCUCCAGAUGCCAUAGAUAUAUCUGGCUAUAAUUCCUCAGUUGACCAGCUGGAUCCAGGACGAGUUACCGACCUUGACAUUGCUAUAGAAAACAAACUCAAUCAAACCGUGACCUUGUCUUGGACUGCUCCAGGGGAUGACCUGAAUGUCGGAAAAGUUGCAAAGUAUGAGCUGCGAGUUGCGGUGACUUUUGCGAGCCUCAGAGUUAACUUCACACAAGCCUCGAUGGUUAUGAACGAAGAUUUAGUCACCGGAAGCUUGGACCCACUUCCGGCAAGAUCGCAGCAAAUGGUCACGAUUCGGUUACCGAUCAACUGGCCAAGUGAUUUCUACGUUUUUGGGCUUAAAGCGUUCGACGAAGCCAGUCGCCAGUCAGAGUUGUCGAACCUUCGUUCCAUCACCUUGAAGCCUCUCACCAUUCCGCAACAAAACCCUGCCCCUGAGCCUGCCCCCGAGCCUGCCACCAACCUCUUGAUAUGGGUCGGAAUAGGCCUGGGAGCGGCCGUAACUGUUGCAGUUGUACUUGUUGUCAUAGUGAUCUGUAUGUGCAUGAGGAAACCUAAAACUAAGGAAAAUCCGAUAUAA